Molecule: messenger RNA, 435 nt
Organism: Sungouiella intermedia
Lineage: Eukaryota; Fungi; Ascomycota; Pichiomycetes; Serinales; Metschnikowiaceae
Source: the annotation of a GenBank genome assembly
AUGAUUUCCUCUGCCUUCCGUUCCACCUUGAGAUCUAGGGCCUUGGUUGCUCCAAGACUCGCUGCCGCACAGGUGGUGAGAAUGUCUAUUCCUCAAAUUAGAAUGUACUCCAGUCACGAACACAAGGAAGAGACCUUCGAGGAGUUCACUGCCAGAUACGAGCAGGAAUUCGAGGACGCCUACGACUUGUUCGAGGUUCAGAGAGUCUUGAACAACUGUUUCUCCUACGAUUUGGUUCCUUCCCCUUCUGUUAUCCAGAAGGCUUUGGAGGCUUGUAGAAGAGUCAACGACUACCCAACUGCUGUGAGAACCUUCGAGGCCUUGAAGCACAAGGUUGAGAACAAGGAACAGUACCAAGCUUACUUGGACGAAUUGAAGGAAACCAGACAGGAGUUGGGCAUUGACUUGAAGGAGGACUUGUACUCCGACGCCUAA